AUGCGCGCAUCUCAUAGCAGCAGGCAACCCGCCGCGCUUUGCGAAGAGGGGGAUCCGUUCGCGGAUCGAAAGGGUAGCGAGAGCAGCGUGGAGUGCGAGGAGCAAGAUGAGCGCUCAUCUCCAGCGACCGACACGCUGGUGAAACAAAUGGACAGUCCUGCAGUCAGAGUAGCAGUGGCAGCAGCUCAGCAGCCCGCAGUCGCGCCAGGGCACAACAGUCGCAGCAGCUCUGAUCGCUCCCAAGGCAGGCGCUCGACGGGGACUUCAUCAAGCGUCGGAGCUGGAGAAGGCAGUUGGUUCUUUUCAUCCAACUCGCGCGAUGUGCACUUCGCAACAGAGAAUCGACGAGCCAGCAGACAAGCCAGCAAAGAAGCACAUUCGCAGCAGCAGCAGCAGCAACCGCAUCACCACCCGCGAGUGCAUUUCAGGGAAAUGGAUCGCCACACCGAUGCUGUGGCGGCACAGGGUAACAUGAACGCGCGGCCCGAUAUGAGCGCGAGCGAUCAUGAGAAGGAGCAGAUCCAUUUGGCCGCCGAACACCUCGCAAUUGGCAGCCAGGCGAAGGGGCAACACUCGCUCACGAGCGGCGCCUCCGCAACCAAAGCAUUCUGCGUGGUCGCACAUGAUACGCCUGCCGACCACCUUCCAAUCACACCUGAAGCCUCGCCAAAGACAAAAUCGCACGCAUCCGAGCCAAAUGGCGAGUUUGAGCCAGACACUUUCAACGAUGCGCAAGCAUUCGACUCGUCUCGAUCUCCCAACUACGGGACAUUCGAAUCGCCCAGCUCGUCCAGCUCACAUGCCUCACCUGGCAAAGGUCAACAUCAACAUCAACCAAGUCGAGCAUCUCGCGAGAACCCCAGUCACGGUAGGGUAAGCGGCAUGCACGCGUCUUCGGACUCGAACUACAGCAACACCCUCCUCGGCCGGUAUGGAACGGAGCCCAUCGACGGUUACCUGAACAUCAGUGCAAGACGCAAUGAGGUGACUCGCACAUUCAGCCUUUCGCCGUCGACUUUGGCCAAGCUCUCGCUUGCGCAGCUUUCUCACAUUCUCGAGCUGGACUUGCCCCUCCGACAAUCGAGGUGGUGGGCUCCAAAUCGCAAAAAAGGUUCUCGAGCUGGCAACAUCAACCGCUUCAGCACCACCAACGGCGCUUCGCCUCUCAAGGCCGGCUUGCUGCCCAGCAAUUGGAUGCAAAGCUUUGGAGAGAGGUUGCUAGCGCCGAGGCUCGAGCUCUGGGUCGCACACACCCCCAAGCAUCCGUAUCCGAACGAUGCUGCUUCUCUGCACUCGGGACGCGCCUCGCCUGCCCUGUCUGGUCCUCCCGGUGCUACGCGGCGUAGUGGCCUCAGGCACGCUGCUUCCUUGACUCCCACGCUGUAUGCAGCGCUGGUUCAUGACUUCUUCAUGAGUCAUGUAGAGAAUGGGCAAUGGCUUUCGCUCGUGGUGCGCGACAGUGGAGCUGGGCCGCCGAGCGAAGGCGCUGAAGACAGAGGACCUACUGGUCUGACGAGGCUGGGCAAAGGUUUGAGUCGGCUUAGUCUGAACCUGACAGAGCUACUCGGCGGCCUGGAGAAAGGCUACUUGAGUCUCAGCGGCGAUGUCGAAGCUCAACGUUCGCGCCACGAGGAAUCGCGACCACUUUUACCUACGGGAGACGUCAGCCCCACCUUUGACGUUGCUCACAAUGGCAAGCAAGCUGGUCGAGCUGAUGCGCUGAAUAGUCUCGAGGGACGCGCGGAGCCAGCAGUGGUGGUGCACUCCGACGUGAGCGACAUGAGCGGAGAUGACUCCGACGAUCAGGAUAGGGAUAGCGAAGGAAGGCAUGCUCGGAUGAGGCGCAGGGAACGUCGCAAAUUGAUGCUGCGCAAAGCGGCCAGGAAGGCAUCGACAAGAGAGAUGCAGGAGCAGCAACGUGCGAGGGAACUUGCCAACGCGGCAGAACAAGAGGAAGGCGACGAAGCGGGUUAUGGUCGACGAGGUGUCCUGGGCACGAUUUGGAGAGCAUUGACUGCUACGCCUCCGCCAUCGCCCAUGCACAUCGCCAGAGCCGCAAGGGAGGAUCCCUUUGUCGACCCAGCUCAUCAAUUGCUCCGACUGAGGUCUCCACUUGCCAGUUCGGGUCUCGAUCUCGAAGCACAGCAAGCGCCUCGUCAAAAUGCGAUAGCUGAGCUGGCAGCGCGAAGGGAAGCUCGUCGUGCUGCACGACUUCCCCUCGUGGCAGACGUCGGGCCUCGAGGACAGCGACAAGGUGCACCAUCUUCUGAUCCACAGCGGCCCGAUUCUCCCAUCGGAGCUAGUGGCGCAGCGUUGAAGCGCAACAGCUCGAUCAUGGAGACUUUACGUCGCGCUUUUGCGCGCACGGCACCCUUGCAGGCCCAGCCAGAGGAAGUCAGCUACGAGCGAUUCUCGGAGGAUAGAGCUGCUUUGAGUCAAGCGCGCACCAUACCCAUCGGAGCCGGACCUAGAUCUCCUGAAAGAAGACUCGGCAGAGCUCUGCAAGCAAACGAUACGCGGACGAACACUCCGAUUGCAUCGCCGCUUCGUGGCGUUACUCCCAUGCCAUCACCGCUUCCGCCUUCACCGGUAGACUCAUGCACCGACCCUUUUCGCCCUGCAAUCUCGACCGAUGCAGUCGAGAGCAUCACUCCGCCGACAACGCCGCCUCAAAAGCUGGGCGUCGAACAAACUAGACAAGCCUCGGCGCGCCCAGAUUUGAAAGGGAAUAAGCUGGGCAUCGACAAGACGCUGCGGAUCGACGAAGAGGUGGAAGAGCUGCGCACGCCCAAAUCAGCUCGAUUUGCACCCGUAUCCUCGACCUUGAGUCCCAGCACCCCUAUCAUCGCAUCGAGAUCGAUGGAUCUGAACCGUCCAAAGGCCCCUCAAAAGUUGCCGUCGCUGGUCAAGAGGAGCAAAAAGGAGUCGAAACCUGAGCCGGAAGAAUUCGAUAGAGCUUCUUCCAUCUUUGACCCGCCGAUGCCCAUCGGUCAAGUCGUACCGCCCGUACCUGGAAGACCUGGCAAGUUUGCCGAACUCGAUUGCGACUGA
Ceraceosorus guamensis is the source of this 3051-nucleotide messenger RNA. RefSeq lists its product as hypothetical. The coding region runs from base 1 to 3051 and encodes 1016 amino acids. The record is from RefSeq and is a predicted model, not a curated record. NCBI's taxonomy places the organism in Eukaryota, Fungi, Basidiomycota, Exobasidiomycetes, Ceraceosorales, Ceraceosoraceae. The transcript has 4 exons.